AUGGCACAGGUAUUUUACAUGUAUAGUGCUGGGCACCUUGAUGCUGUGUUCCCAGAAGAAUAUCGUAAAGAAAUCCUUCGAUACCAUACUAUCACCAGAUUUGUGGGUCCCAUCACACCUCUUAUUCUUCAGCUCAGACGAGAACUCUUCCUUCAACCUUACCAUCAAAUUCAUUGGAAUGAAGCUCGUCGCCUUUGUGCAAAGGAAGAUCUUUACUAUCCACAUCCCUUGAUACAAGAUUUGAUAUGGGAUAGUUUGUAUACAUUCGCUGAGCCGCUUCUCACUCGUUGGCCCUUCAAUAAGUUGGUAAGAGAGAAAGCUCUUCAAGUAACAAUGAAGCAUAUUCACUAUGAAGAUGAAACUAGUCGAUACAUAACCAUUGGCUGCGUCGAAAAGGUUUUAUGUAUGCUAGCUUGUUGGGUUGAAGAUCCGAAAGGAGAUGCCUUUAAGAAGCAUCUUGCUAGGGUUCCUGAUUACAUAUGGGUUUCUGAAGAUGGAAUUACCAUGCAGGGUUUUGGAAGCCAACAAUGGGAUGCUGGUUUUGCAGUGCAAGCUUUACUUGCCACAAACCAAACUGACGAAAUUGCUUUUAUUCUUGCAAGAGGACAUGACUUCAUAAAGAAAUCUCAGGUUAAGGACAACCCUUCAGGUGACUUUAAAAGUAUGUAUCGUCACAUUACAAAAGGGGCAUGGACUUUCUCUGAUCAGGACCAUGGAUGGCAAGUUUCUGAUUGUACUGCAGAGGCUUUGAAGUGUUGUCUUCUUUUGUCAAUGCUACCACAAGAGAUUGUGGGUGAAACUAUGGAAGUAGAAAGGCUUUAUGAUUCCAUUAAUCUUCUUUUGUCACUUCAGAGUGAAAAAGGUGGAUUUGCAGCAUGGGAACCAGUGAAAGGUCAAGAUUGGUUAGAAGUGCUAAAUCCUACGGAAUUCUUCCAAGACAUCGUGGUGGAACAUGAAUAUGUAGAAUGCACUGGAUCAACAAUUCAAGCUUUAGUUUUAUUCUCAAAGCUAUAUCCACGGCAUAGAACAAGGGAGAUUGAGAAUUGUAUUGAGAAAGCUGUGAAAUUCCUUGAAGACACACAAACUGAAAAUGGUGGAUGGUAUGGGAAAUGGGGUGUUUGCUUCACUUAUGGCACUUGGUUUGCAUUAGGUGGCCUUGUUGCUGCUGGUAAGACUUAUAAUAAUUGUCUUGCCAUUCGUAAAGCUGUGAACUUUCUUCUCACAUCGCAAAGGGAUGAUGGUGGGUGGGGUGAGAGCUAUCUUUCAUGUCCAAAAAAGAAAUAUGUUCCCCUUGAAGGUAAUAGAUCAAAUGUGGUACAAACAGCAUGGGCUAUGAUGGGUCUAAUAUAUGCCGGACAGGUUGAGAGAGAUCCAUCUCCUCUUCAUCGUGGAGCAAGACUUUUAAUCAAUGCUCAGUUGGAGAAUGGGGAUUGGCCACAACAAGAAGUCACUGGUGUAUUCAGCAGGAAUUGCAUGCUUCAUUAUCCAAUGUACAGAAAUGUUUUUCCGCUUUGGGCUCUGGCUGAAUAUCGGAAACGAGUUACAUAUAUAGCUUUCUAA
Molecule: messenger RNA, 1560 nt
Organism: Neltuma alba
Lineage: Eukaryota; Viridiplantae; Streptophyta; Magnoliopsida; Fabales; Fabaceae
Product: beta-amyrin synthase-like
Exons: 12
Coding region: 1-1560 (519 amino acids)
Biological process (GO): triterpenoid biosynthetic process
Cellular component (GO): lipid droplet
Molecular function (GO): beta-amyrin synthase activity
Source: RefSeq, a predicted model, not a curated record